Parasteatoda tepidariorum (common house spider) is the source of this 382-nucleotide messenger RNA. Lineage: Eukaryota; Metazoa; Arthropoda; Arachnida; Araneae; Theridiidae. The record is from RefSeq and is a predicted model, not a curated record.
AAUCUCUGCACCCGUUAGACCCUUUCAACAGAUAAAGAGAAAAGCGGUUGAAGAUAUUGCUACUAAAAACAGCAAGAGUAUGAAAAGAGAUCCUGAAACAGAGAAACUUCAGCAAACUCCCAGGUGCCGAUUUUUUCCGAAGUGCCGCAUGGGUCAAAAGUGCCACUUCCAGCAUCCAACCUGCAAGUAUAAUGCCGCAUGCAGAAAUCUGAAGUGCAUUUACCGACACAUUGGUCCCAGAAAAAUAGAGCUCUUCGAGAACAAGGAGAACGAGCAACCCAACAGUUUCCGAUUGCUGCUCGAGAAAUUAGAAAAACAAAAGCCUAAUCCAUACAAAUGGGUAAAACCUAAAGAUGUUGGUGCAAAAAAAGAUGUACCAUAG